Puccinia graminis f. sp. tritici CRL 75-36-700-3 is the source of this 1439-nucleotide messenger RNA. RefSeq lists its product as uncharacterized. Bases 177 to 1313 code for a protein of 378 amino acids. Lineage: Eukaryota; Fungi; Basidiomycota; Pucciniomycetes; Pucciniales; Pucciniaceae. Gene Ontology annotation, cellular component: nucleolar ribonuclease P complex. Gene Ontology annotation, molecular function: RNA binding. The record is from RefSeq and is a predicted model, not a curated record. The transcript is spliced from 6 exons. Gene Ontology annotation, biological process: tRNA processing.
CUUCAGGAGUUUAUGAGGACUUUGUUUUGAGUUGAUGUUGAUGAGACUGAAUCAGUUUGGCAAUACAUGCUUCUUGAAGAAGACUAGAGCAGCGGUUUUCAAGGCAGCCAGACCGAACUCGACCAUCCAGAAAUCCUAACCACAAGACCGUGUUAACCGGAGGACGAGGAGAAACGAUGUAUGUGGACCUGAACAUCCCAUGGCCAACGAGUCAUCUAACCAGUCUACUCCAGACAACCGCCUCAACGGGCUCGCGAAAGGGGAAACAAAAGGCGAACAACACCACGAGCAACACGAAUGGAAGCUCUUCUAAGACCAAUACGCUGGAUAUUUGGAAGGGCGUUUCUCGGGAAGAACGGGAGGGACUCAGGGAGACGGUGGAAUGUGCGAUCCGACUCGGUUACAGCGUCGUUGCGUUCAACCUCGUCAUCCCUCAAUCCCUCGACCCACUCCAGCUCCAGCCUCACUUCCCAUUCCCUAGCGAUGCGCCUCCCUUCCCGGACCUCGAUCCACGCACCGUCGAGUCUGAUGGGUCCACCAAGACCGUGCUCCAGUUGAGUCGAUUGACGAUGGUCAUGGAUGAACAUGUGGCCGGGAACGCCAAAGGCGUCUUCGGAUUCUCGAAAUCUCAAACCAGUUAUCUUGGUCGUUAUUCGCUUCUCUCAGCUAUGCCUUUAGACGCCGCUAGCUUCGCACAUGCUUGUCUCUCCCUCUCAGCUCCCUCGCCGACAGGGAUCGAUCUGAUAAGUUUCGACUUAGGCGCCUCGCCCAAACUUCCGUUCAUCAUGCCACUUUCGACGGUCUCGAAUGCCCUAAAGCAAGGCGUGUUAUUCGAAGCGAUCUACAGUCCAACGACGAGUCUAAACAGCUUCCGUUCGCACUCGAGCAGCGGGCUGCCGGUCUCCGCAUCCUCCUCCACUUGUCGUCGCAACCUCAUCAGCGUCCUCAAAGAGAUCAUCCGGGUCACCAAUUGUGCACAUGGUCUCGUCGUCAGCUCUGGGGCUGCUAGAUGGGCCGAACUUAGAGCGCCUGGGGACGUCAUCAACUUACUCAACGUCCUUGGUAUCUCUCAUGAAAACGGCCGGAAGGCAAUGACGACGAACCCGAAAAUGCUCGUUUCCAGAGCCAUGUCUACUCGCCAGACUCACAAAGCCGUGAUCUCCAACCCAGUGAUCGUCUCUUCCUCGUCUCCUGCCGGCGCCUCUAAACGCCCGCUCCCGCCGUCCGAUUCUCUGGAUCCUCCCGUCCUCGUUCAAGGCUUUAAAUACACUGAUACUUCUAAUGAUAAGGACCUCAAGCGGCUCAAAACUUAAUCCCUUCUACUCUUGUUUUUCCCCUUUUCUUUCUUCCUUUUUUUCUUUCUUGAUAGAUCACAAAAAAUAUAAGCUAUAAGCUUACACCCUGUUUCCCUCCAAUGCCACCAAUCCAUCUGACCAAGA